Molecule: messenger RNA, 2748 nt
Organism: Lolium perenne
Lineage: Eukaryota; Viridiplantae; Streptophyta; Magnoliopsida; Poales; Poaceae
Source: RefSeq, a predicted model, not a curated record
AAUCACUGUACGGGUACAGUAACACCAAUACUGUAGAGGAGCUGCGCCCGUCUGGAAUUAGGUUAGCAGGAUGGUAGUUGGGUGCCGUGCUAGACGGAUGCGGUGGCGAGCCCACCGGAGAGCAAUUUGGCAGGGAUGAUGAAAGAUCGGGAGUGUCCCAUCGGAGUGGCAGAACUGUGCGGAAACUCGGGAAUGCUGAGAACCGAGAGGAAGGAAGGCAUGCGAUCGACGAGAAGGGGGACAGAAUACCGACCCGAUCCGGGCCCCGAUUGAAUUGCUUUGUGCGUCUCAGAAGGCACUCCGGUCCCGUGAUUCCCCUCCCCAACCCUAGACUUCCCAAAUCCGCCCCCGAUUCGCCUGCUGCAUCUCGCCGGAACUCCUCCGGUGCAUCUAGUCCCCGUAGUGCCCCCCUCCCCGUCAAACCGCGCCACUCUCCUUUGCAAGGCGCGCAGAAUUAGUUGCAAGAUGACGGCCAAGGCCCGGAGAAAAGAGGGGGGUACUGAGUUAAGUUCUUCAAGUGGGAGCAGUGGCCAAAAACCAGAAGGUAGAGCGUCCAAACGCCAGACACUAGUGAAGCUCCGGACAUUAAGGACUUCAGGCGUGCGUAAUCGCAAAAAACCAGGGAGUAACAGCCAAAAACCAGAAGACUAUUACAGUGGUUACAACAUAGCCGUCAGACGCAUAUUAAAAUUUCAUGCAUGUCAGAAGGCGGCGUCUGAUGCCGUGAAAAAAGAAUGUGAUGAUGAGGAGGAACAUUAUGGCCGACUCCGUGAUCCGGUUGUUCACAGUGCUUUUGAAGAGAGGCAAUUUGGCGAUCUAAUCACACGCGGUUGUGCCUCUCGAUAUAUUCCAUGCAGUGUCGUCUCGGUUGCCUUGUUUGAUGGAGAUACCAUGUUAUUUGCAUGCUCAGGCAUACCUCUACCACCAGGGAGAAGUAAACUUGAACUUACUAGAUAUGUGACUUCAGCACGUUUGGCUGUAGAAUAUGAGUGCAAAAGAUACAGAGAUGACAAAUUGAGGAUUAAUGUGCGCCUUCCGAAUGAUCGAGAAAAGGGUGGGUUCUUAGAGCUAUGUAAUCACCACAUUGCUAUUGUCACUUUGCUGGAUCGCCAAGCUGGCCAUCCUUUGGAUAUGGAGCACCUGGCAGGAUUUCCCUCCGAGGAUGAUGAGAUGCUAGCUGCUGGGCGUGCCUUCGAGUCGGGCUGUUUUAUGGCUGCAAAGGUAAAGCUUGCGACUUAUGGUGAGGAAGGUCAGUUUUACCCAUCUAGACUUGACCUCGACCUACCGAUCUCUGAGAAACGUCUCAGCUUGUGGAAACCCGUCAGCAGCUAUGAAGGUCGCCCAGUGGCUCUACUUGGAGGGCCAGUGUUUGGAAAAGAUAACAGGAUUAUCGGAAUGAACAUUGACGUUGACACUGAUGGUGCAUAUGUAUCGUUUCUACCACUGGAACUACUGUGUAUAUACUUGAAGCAUUUUCAGAUACUCAAUCCUAAAGAACUCCACUUCCGUCGAUAUUCAAAGCCUGACCAUGUAUCCACCAUAACCCCUUCAGGAUUUAUGUGCAAAAUUUACCGUCUUAGACACCUUGGCUAUCCCAUGCCACCACCAAUUAUGCUCGAAUUAAACGGGAAAUUGCUUAAUCAAUUUGAAGCUCUCUUUGGUGACGUACGUGCAUGGAAAGGGUAUCCUUUUGGUUCACCCAAUCAUUGUGAUGAGCCUGUCUGGAGGCAUCUUCGAAAAGAUGUUGUGAAAGAUAUAUCCCGUCGUGUUGUCUCAGUUGCUUCAUUCCAUGGAUACGAAAGGUAUUUUGCGUGCACAGGCUUACUUAUAAAGUGGCAUCAACACACUGUUGUUCUCACUUCGGCCAGUUUGGUUAGGAGCUGUAAUGAUGAAGAAAUUUAUGAAGACGAAAUUGAUAAAGGCUUGAAGAUUGAGGUGUUCCUCCCACCAAAGCAACGUGCCUGUGGGAAAUUGGAAUUGUAUAGUUUAAAAUAUAAUAUUGCUAUCGUUAGUUUCGAGAAGAAAUUCAUUUCUGUUUGUCCAGAAAACAUUUCCCGCAAGUCUCCGAAGUCGUCUGGAAAAGUAGUAGCCGUGGGGAGUGAACCUAUAGAUGGACUAUUAAUGGCCUCAAUUGGUGAUGUGAAGCCUAGAGACAAGGGUUGCAAACUUGACUGCAAAGAUCUUAAGGUGUCCACUUGUAAGAUCAAGAAGGCUGGAAUUGGAGGUCCUCUGAUUAAUCUUGAUGGGAGUUUUGUUGGCAUGAACUUUUUUGAUGGAAGAAUGUUAACUCCUUUCCUGCCAAGGAGUAAGAUUGUCCAAGUUUUAAGAUCAAAGAUUAAUCUGCCACUUCCAUCGGAACGGGGGGUUGAUGCUCUUGUGCACUUAAAAGGUGCCCCGGGAGGAAACAGUUAUAGGUGGCCUGUGCCCGAGCCAUAUUGGUAUCAUGGUCUACUUGAUGUGGAUAAGGCUGAACACAAGCAUAUCGGAAGGAAACUCCAAUAGAAGUCAUCAUGCCAUUGUGUUUGGUCCUUGCUCUGGUAUUUUAAGUAAUGUCAAGCAAGACUAGUACUAUCCGUUGUCUAAUGGUUGUCCUUGUUCUGCUAGCACACAUCUAGCAAGUGUCAACAGACAAACUGUUAUUGUCUUAUGGUAGUCUUUGUUUAGUAAUGUAGCAACUAUUAGUUUCUUAUUGAUUAUUGAUGUCCUUGUUAAGUUAAUGUAGCAAGUGCCACUAUUAUUUUAUUGUCU